AUGCCAUUGCUUGUCGGAAAACUAAAGUGCGACUACACUAUCCAAAGUUUUCCUGCGGUAGCCUGCAACGAUGCCACACCCGCUCUUUUUUCAUGCGUGCUAUUUUUGUACAACCACCACGUGCCAGGUGACGAAACGGGCACAUCGAAUUUCCAGACGGUCAGCAACGACACGCUGUUCUCGGUUAGUUGCGGUGGGUGCAGCUCGGCUACCCCCGCUCCAACAGCAGCCACCACCGCGGCGCCUACGAUCUUCAUCGGCGGCGAAGACUGCGGGGCGCUAACGGUGUCAGCCCCUUCGGCCCCCCACGUCGAGGGCUGCUACUUCGACACAAGGUUAACUCAGAGCUGGUACUCCGAGUUCGUGGAGAUCGAGUUGCCUAGCUUCACCCAAGAUGGGUCUCUGGCGGCGGGGCAGCUCUGGCUAUCGUGGUUGACCUACGCUACGAACGAGACGUUCUGGGGCCUCUUCUUCUACCCCACUUUUACUUCCUCGAGCGAGCAAUUGGUAUCUGUCUACUGCCUCUCGCAAGAAGAGGUAACGGAGGCUACUCCGGCGAAUACAACCUGGGAUUGUGAUUUGGACGGGGACUACAGCACAACCUUUGGGAUAGAGGAAACGAAGUUUUCGGUGACGUGCGGCUGUGCCACGGGUGGCGCUCUGGGGGGCACGUUGUCAGAGUCUCCGACCCCUGCUCCAACUCCUGGUCCGACCCCUUCGCCGACCGUCUCCGGCUGCGUGGCCGGAGACCCGUUUCUAGUGACUCUUCCAGCUGUACCUCAGGUGGAGGGGUGCUAUGUGGACUCCAACUUAAAUGAUACUGCAGGAUACGCCAUCUACAGGUCCACUGGCGGCGCGGAGAGUGCCGACGGACAAAGCUUCGUACUACCAACGGGAGAUGGGCCUGUGGAGGAAACGUACUAUAAGGAUUGGACGCUGGUGCUCUUUGAGUUUGGAAUCGAGGAACCUCGAGUGAUUUGCAGCCGGGGGAUGGACAGUAGUGACGGCACCAAUGGCCAUCCCGCGCACGGAGUUGCAAGCGCCUACGAUGACACACCUGGCGUCAUCUUCUGGCAUUGCGACCUUGAAGGCACCGGAAACGUUUCAUACAUGAACGCCUCUUCGUCGAUACUGAGAAUAGAGUGCGGAUGCCCUUCUUCAUUGGACUUCAAUGGAGCCACGGGUCGAGCAAAUGCGAACCAGCGCUCGCUAGGGACGACCCUGGUUCUUCUCUCUUCCUUGAGCAUGGCGAUGGGGGUGGUGCUGGGCGCGCUUUAG
Molecule: messenger RNA, 1278 nt
Organism: Ectocarpus siliculosus
Lineage: Eukaryota; Phaeophyceae; Ectocarpales; Ectocarpaceae
Source: the annotation of a GenBank genome assembly